AUGGACGCUCUAAUGAAUGCUAUGACCACCCUUACAACCGAAGUAAAGAAAGAAUUUGAAGUGAGGGAUAAAUCUCACAAAGCGUUGGAGAAGCAAGUGGGCCAACUCGCGGAGGAGAUGGCUCAAAUGAGAGGAAGCACGGGAAAGCUCCCAAGUGACACUGCGGUGAACCCUAAGCAUCAAGGGUCACAGGUGGAGGUGGAAAGGAGCAUAGAUGAGGAAGUGAAGAGUUUGGAGGUGCUUGCGGUUAGAGAGGGAAAACCGACAUGGACACACCAAGUUGAGAGUUUACCGGAGAGCAUAGAUACUAAAUUGAAGCCGUCAUUAGUAGAGCCUCCGGAGGUCGAGUUGAAGGCAUUGCCGAAGCAUCUCAAGAAAUUUGCCAACAUGCCUCCAAGAGUAAGAGGACGAGGCAAGGGUCCCAUGCGUGGAGGAACGUUAUCAGCUGGACCAUCACACAGACGCACUCCAUCGGCGUCCUUUUCCUCGUCCGACUCUCACGAUAUGUGGGGUCAACCUUUUGAGCCGGCAAGACACUCAGUCUCGCUAAGCUCAUCGCCUUCUUUCCACCCGUCCUUUGGGCCACUUGUUCCUGAUGAGCCCCAACUUUCACAUCACUCUCAACAAUCUCACCAUUCGCAUGAGUCUUACCCAUCUCAUAACUCUUUGCAUUCCCAUUCGUUUCAUCAUUCUGACUCCCCCUACUCCCGGGGACAGUUCAACCCAGCCGAUUAUGUUAACGAUUUUCUUGGCUACAACCCAUUGGGCCCUGAAGACCAUUUCUCUCAGGAGAUGGAAAUGGAUGACGACCCCGACCCGGAGAUGCAAAUAGGAACCCCGGGCCACCCAAUCAGCAUAUCAAGUGGAUCCCCAUUUCAGGGAUCACCUUACCGUGGGCCCGACUCGUUCCAGGAGAAAAUGGAUACAUAUGACUGGUUCUUUACCCCAUCUUACCAUAGCUCUCCAGCCCAACCACCUUUGGAAGAACCUCAACUCCAAGCUGUCUCACCACCACCACUCCUGGUAGAGGAGCCACCGCAGCAGCCACCACAGCCACCUCCCGAGCCUCCGAGGCGAAGGAGGAACGCACGCAUGUCCGUAAGAGGAGGACCCCGUUUCAGUUCUCCUCAUGGUUGGAGUUCCUAUCCCCCUAUUCCAGAGGACCCCUAG
Molecule: messenger RNA, 1170 nt
Organism: Helianthus annuus (common sunflower)
Lineage: Eukaryota; Viridiplantae; Streptophyta; Magnoliopsida; Asterales; Asteraceae
Product: bromodomain-containing protein 4B-like
Exons: 3
Coding region: 1-1170 (389 amino acids)
Source: RefSeq, a predicted model, not a curated record